UUUGGAAAAAAAACAACAACCGGAAGUUGUGUAAUUAACUCUCCAGGACUUGAGACCGGAGGAGAGGAGAGACGCCGAUACACCAACUCAAGUAGAAAGGGGGUUGAACCGAGGACGUGUGGUUUUUCUUGGGAGAGUGGCAUCCGCGUGGGGAAGGCAAGUCGCGCGCUGCCCACUCAGCCUCUCUGGACCGCUGGAUCCAUCCGGAUAAAACGACAACCUGCCUCCCCAGAGGUCCUCACCAUGAGGGCGAGCGCGUGGAUUUACCAAGCCGUGGCGUGCGUGGUGGUCACUGUAUUAAGCACAGGAUGUUGCCGGACCCAUCAGUCGCUACAGAAGUACGAAAAGAGCGAAAGUCGCCUGCUGGUUUGCACGGACUGCCCCCAGCCCCCUCUGGUACGAAGGAGCCGAUCGCAGGAGCACUGCGCCCGCAAGUGCAAGAAGGUCAAGAAAAACUUCAACUGCCGGGCUUUCAACUUCCAGCGGCACAACAGGACGUGCCACUUGCUUCCCUUCGACCGCUUCAGCCGCGGCGCGCAGACGCGGCCCGACGCCGACUUCACGCUGUAUGAGAAGAAAGAUUACAUAAGGGAGUGCAUCGUCGGCACCAAGGACAACUACAGAGGGAGGAGGUCUUGGACCAAGUCAAACAUCACUUGCCAAGCCUGGUCAGAUAAUAACAUCAAUGAACACACGUUUUAUCCCGAUAGGUACCCAACGCAAGACCUGAGGGAGAACUUCUGCAGGAAUCCCAACAACGAUCCCGGUGGUCCGUGGUGCUACACCACAGACCCCAACGUCCGGGCCGAGGAGUGUGGCGUGCCGCAGUGUUCAGAGGAAGUCUGUAUGGCGUGUAAUGGGGAGAAUUACCGGGGCAAACUCGACCAUACAGAGAGUGGCAAGGAGUGCCAGAGGUGGGACUCCACCAGGCCCAACAAGCACCACUUCCAGCCCAAAAAGUAUCGGCACAAAGACUUGAGGGACAACUACUGUCGCAACCCAGACAACCGCCUCCGUCCCUGGUGCUACACCACGGACCCCAAAACUCCGUGGGAGUAUUGCAACAUCACUCUGUGUGAUUCUGGCUCCUGUGAGGACACCGACGUCAACGUCACCACGUCCUGUGUCCAGGACAAGGGCACCGAUUACCGAGGCACGAUGAACGUCACCCCGGAGGGCGUGACGUGUCAGCGAUGGGACUCCCAGUCGCCGCAUAACCACUCCUUUCUUCCUCAGAACUUCAGGUGCAAAGACCUCCGAGAGAACUACUGCCGCAACCCCGACGGUGCAGAUUACCCAUGGUGCUUCACUACGGACCCCAAUCAGAGGACGGCCAACUGCACCCACAUCCCCAGGUGUGACGCUGAGGCCACAGAAAAAAAUGAGUGUUACGAAGACAACGGAGAGACAUACCGGGGCACAUUAUCCAUAACUCGAUCCGGCAUUCCCUGUGCAGACUGGUCACAUCACAUCAACAGCGGGGAUUCUCACUCCACGGAAUCCCAUGUAGGGCUGGAGGAGAACCACUGCAGGAACCCGGACCGGGACAAACAUGGCCCCUGGUGUUACACCAAUCCAAAUAAGCGUCUGGCCUGGGACUACUGUAAACUGAAGCACUGUGAAUCGGCUACAAUGGCUCCGCGGUCCAACACUUUAACGGGGCCCAAGAUAUCGUGUUUUGUGCAUAUAAACACCAGAAUUGUGGGAGGACACCAAGUGCGAGGUACAGAUGGAAGCUGGGUGGUCAGCAUCCAAAGAGAGAAGGUCCAUUUGUGCGGGGGCUCGUUGAUCAGAGAAGAUUGGAUUUUGACAGACCAGCAGUGCUUCACCUCCUGCGUUCCGGACCUGCGGGACUACAGCGUGCAGGUCGGCCUGCGCCACCUCAACGAGUCCUCGAGCCACCCGAGGCUCCGCAUCUCUCGCCUGAUCUGUGGCCCCGAGGGAUCCAACCUGGUUAUGCUGAAACUAGUGGACCCGGCCCCGGUGUCCGAGGGGGCCUCCACCGUUCAUCUUCCAGUAAAAGAGUGUCACAUCCCCGAGGGCACCAACUGCACCAUGUACGGAUGGGGGGAAACCAAAAACACAGGAUACGAUGAGGCGCUGAACGCUUUGACCAUGCCCAUGGUCAACGGUGACAUGUGCACGCAAAUCAAAGGGGACGCCGGGGAAAGCCGAAUAUGCGCCGGCGGGAAGAGGGGAGAAGGCGUGUGUGAUAAAGACAACGGCGGUCCACUGGUCUGCCAGGAACACGAGCGCAGGGUCGUCGUGGGCGUGAGCAUCCAAAGGACCAAGUGCGCCUCGUCGCAGCCCGCGCUCUUCGUCAACGUCGCCUUCUACUCCGAGUGGAUAUACAAAGUGUUCAAGCUCUACCCCAGCUUGGAGAGGAACUGA
Messenger RNA from Pungitius pungitius (ninespine stickleback), 2391 nucleotides. It is a transcript of the gene hgfa, whose product is annotated as hepatocyte growth factor a. Gene Ontology annotation, biological process: positive regulation of protein phosphorylation; proteolysis; negative regulation of apoptotic process. NCBI's taxonomy places the organism in Eukaryota, Metazoa, Chordata, Actinopteri, Perciformes, Gasterosteidae. The record is from RefSeq and is a predicted model, not a curated record. Gene Ontology annotation, molecular function: signaling receptor binding; serine-type endopeptidase activity.